This is a messenger RNA of Mus musculus (house mouse), 7255 nucleotides long. RefSeq names its product coiled-coil domain containing 171 (gene Ccdc171). The coding region runs from base 461 to 4162 and encodes 1233 amino acids. The record is from RefSeq and is a predicted model, not a curated record. The transcript has 25 exons. Lineage: Eukaryota; Metazoa; Chordata; Mammalia; Rodentia; Muridae.
GGCCGGCGCUUCUCUUCCAGCGCGAGCCCGCGUUCUCUGAGUACGCGCGUAUCCUGGAGCUGGGGCUCGGGCGGCGGGCGGGACGCUGGGGACGCGGAGGCGAGGGGCGGGCCUGCCGGGGCGGGGCCAGGGAGGCGGAGAAAGUCGCGGCUGCCCAGAGCCUCGUCGCGUGUUCCGGGCCCCCGGAAGUGGCCGUUGUAAACUUCACCUCGUAGACUUUCUCCAUCCUGGCCCUAGAGUCCAUCGGCUUUCCCCAGUUGUCACUCUUUCUCCUGAGAGUUGCCUGACCUCCCACUCACCCCGAGACCUGAAGCUGCCUGGGGGUCGUGGGUGUGCAGGCUGGACCACGCGAGUCCGAGACUUUAGUCCAUCUAACCUGUAAGUCACAGACAUCUCCGAAAGAAAGUAUAUUAUUAAGAAGCAGUGAGUGAGGUAUUUUGAAAAAAUUGGAAGACUUACCAUGAGUUUAAACACUUCAAGCAAUGCCACUCCUGGGGACACCCAAAGGUUGAAAAAUGCCUCACUGGAUGUAAAACAAAUGCUUAAAAAUGAAACAGAGUCAGAUAUCAUCGCUGAUCUCAGAAAGAAGCUCCAUCGGGCUAAGAAGGAGAAAUUAGAAAUGACAACUAAGCACAAUGCAGAGCUGUCAAGCUAUGAGAGCCAGAUUGCCAGGCUGCGGUCUGAGGUGGAAAAAGGAGAAGCGCUGCGACAGCGUCUGGAGUACGAUCUGGCUGUCGCUAGGAAGGAGGCUGGUCUGGGAAGACGGGCGGCCGAGGAGAGACUGGCCGAGGCGCAGCGGAUUCAAGAGAGGCUCUGCGCUCAGAAUUCAGAACUUCAGGGAAAGGCAAAUGAGAUUGAGAAAACAUUCCAGAUUUCCCAAGAGAAAUGGAGAGAAGAAUGCAGGAGAUUUGAACAUGACUUGGAGGAACGAGACAAUAUAAUUCAAAAUUGCAAUCAAGAAUACGAGUCACUUAUGCAGGAAAAAACCCGGCUACAAAAAACUCUACAGGAGAUCCUGGAGAAGCACGAACAAGAGAAGACAGAGCUGGAGUCCCGUGUCAGGGAGACCGCAUUGGGCGAAUUUAGAUUACAAACAGAAGAGUGGGAAGCAGAACGGAGAGAGUUACAGCUUAUAGUACAGGAGCAAGAUAGUGCCGUGCAGAGUAUGCAGAAAAAAGUGGAACAGCUAGAAGCAGAGCACAUGGACUGCUCUGACCUUCUACGGCGACAGACGAGCGAGCUUGAGUUUAGCACUCAAAGGGAGGAACGCCUGAGGAAAGAGUUUGAGGCAACCACUCUGAGGGUGAGGAAGUUGGAAGAGAAUAUUGAAGCAGAAAGAGCAGCACAUUUGGAAUCAAAAUUUAAUUCUGAAAUUAUUCAGUUACGGAUUCGAGACCUUGAAGGAGCUUUACAAGUAGAAAAAGCCAGCCAGGCAGAGGCUGUGGCUGACCUGGAAAUGAUCAAGAACGAAUUCAAAGAGGUUGAGAGUGCAUAUGAGCGAGAGAAGCAAAACACACAGGAGAGCUGUGCAAAGCUGAACUUAUUAGAAAGAGAAUAUUUCUCCCAAAACAAGAAACUAAAUGAAGAGAUCGAAGACCAGAAGAAAGUAAUUAUAGAUCUUUCAAAGAGACUCCAAUAUAAUGAAAAAAGUUGCGGUGAGCUACAGGAGGAACUUGUAAUGGCUAAGAAGCACCAGGCCUUCCUAGUGGAGACAUGCGAGAAUAACGUGAGAGAACUGGAAUCCAUCUUGGGCAGCUUUAGCGUGUCAGCGCAGUGGACAUCAGGCGUCCACAAGGACAAAGAUAAGCCUCCCAGCUUCUCCGUCGUCCUUGAGACUUUGAGGCGGACCUUGACAGAUUACCAGAACAAGCUGGAAGAUGCAUCUAAUGAGCUAAACAACAUAAAUGAUGCCAAGGAAAAGACAUCCAACGAACUCGAUUCCACCAAACAAAAGAUUGAGACUCACAUUAAAAAUACAAAGGAGCUGCAGGAUAAGCUGACGGAGGUCCAUAAGGAGCUCAGUCACUUGCGCGCUAAGUGCGCAGACCGCGAGGCUCUGAUCACCUCGUUGAAGGUGGAGUUGCAGAACGUGCUGCACUGCUGGGAGAAGGAGAAGGCCUGUGCCGCCCAGUGUGAGAGCGAGCUGCAGAAGCUGUCGCAGGCCUUCCAGAAGGACUCCGAGGAGAAGCUAACCUUCCUUCACACCUUGUAUCAGCACUUGGUAGCAGGCUGUGUGCUCAUAAAACAACCAGAAGGCAUGUUGGAUAAAUUCUCUUGGUCUGAGCUUUGUGCAGUCUUGCAGGAGAAUGUUGAUGCCCUCAUUGCAGACCUUAACAGGGCUAAUGAGAAGAUAAGCCAUCUGGAGUAUAUCUGUAAAAACAAGUCCGAUACGAUGAGAGAGCUUCAGCAGACGCAGGAAGACACCUUCAACAAGGUGGCGGAACAGAUCAAGGCCCAGGAGAGCUGCUGGCAGAAGCAGAAGAAGGAGCUGGAGUUCCAGUACUCUGAACUUCUCCUGGAGGUGCAGAGGAGGGCACAGAAAUUUCAAGAAAUUGCAGAAAAAAACUCAGAAAAAUUGAACCGCAUUGAGACCUCCCAUGAACAACUGGUUCGUGAGAAUUCGCACUUCAAAACCACAUUGUCCAGGACGCAGAGGGAACAGACGUGCUUGCUGGCGGCCUGUGCGCUGAUGGCCGGUGCGCUGUGUCCCCUCUACAGCAGGUCAUGUGCCUUAUCCACACAGAGGGACUUUCUCCAGGAACAAGUCAACAGCUUGGAACUGUUCAAACUGGAAAUUAGAACCCUGGCCCAGGCGUUGUCAGCGGUAGAUGAGAAGAAACAAGAAGAAGCCAAAACGAAGAAAAAAACAUUCAAAGGAUUGGUCCGUGUCUUCCGGAAAGGCGUGAUUGCAAUCUUGGCAGCAAACAGACUCAAGCUUUUGGGCCAAUCCUGUGCCUUUCUUUUCACCUGGAUGGAGAGUUGUAAAGAAGGCAUAGGCAUGCUAGUGUGUACCGGGGAGCCCAAAGACAAGCGCCAAUUCCCAAAACAUCAGAGGGAACAGUUACGCUGUUUACAGGCACUCGCGUGGCUCACCAGUUCUGACCUUCUAGGUACGGUUAUCAGUUCUAUGACAGAGCUGCAAGAAGUCAUUAGUAAAACAGAUCCAAAUUCCAGGAUUUGUGGACAUUUACUCAUAGGUGCAGCCAAGAAUUCUUUUGCAAAACUAAUGGAUAAACUUAGCUCGGCAAUGGCAAGCAUCCCUCUGCAUAGCAGCCGGAGCAUAACGUAUGUAGAAAAGGAUUCUCUGGUUCAGAGGCUGGCCCGGGGGCUUCACAAAGUGAACACGCUGGCCCUGAAGUAUGGUUUAUGCAGCCAUAUUCCCAUCAUGAAAAGCACUGCAGCGUUACAAAAGCAAAUAUUUGGGUUUACGCAAAGGCUGCACGCAGCUGAGGUUGAGCGCCGCUCCCUGCGCCUCGAGGUGACAGAAUACAAACGGACCGUGCACGAGAUGAAAAAGGAGCUGGACAAGUCACAGAGUCUGCAAACACAAUUAAAUGAAUUCAAGCACUCUAAAUUGAUCACCCACGAGAAGUUUGAAAGUGCAUGUGAAGAACUAAAUAACGCAUUGCUUCGGGAACAGCAGGCACAAAUGUUGCUGAAUGAACAGGCCCAGCAGCUGCAGGAGCUGAACUAUAGACUUGAAUUGCACUCCAGCGAGGAAGCUGACAAAAACCAGACUCUUGGAGAAGCUGUUAAGAGUCUCUCCGAGGCAAAGAUGGAGCUGAGAAGGAAAGAUCAAUCUCUACGUCAGCUCAAUAGACAUCUUACCCAGCUGGAGCAGGACAAGCGUCGACUGGAGGAGAACAUCCGUGAUGCAGAGAGUGCCCUCCGCAUGGCAGCCAAAGACAAAGAAUGUGUUGCGAAUCACAUGAGAACUAUAGAAAACAUGCUUCAUAAGGUCAGAGAUCAGAUCUCACUGUCACGGACUGCAGCAACUAGGAAUGACUUCACCCUGCAGCUACCCAAACUGCACCUGGAGACCUUUGCAAUGGAGGGGCUCCAGGGUGGGCCAGAGGUGGUGGCAUGCCAGAAAGAAGACGUUCCCAACUCGGUGUUAGUACGAUGGCCGAGUAGGCUCACACUCCUGGGUGGUAACAGAUAGUGUAACCGCGGAGAAUUUGGCAGAUGUCCACAAACAGGAACGCCCCAAGUGCUCAGGAACUUAGCCUUGCUGAUGGCUGCCACCUGAGAGCUCAGAGCUCAGAGUCCAGGAAGCUCACAAUACACUUGGGUGAAGGAAUUCCAGACGCUUGCCAGGGUCACCAGGACUCGGCUUCUGUCACAGUUGUGCAUGCUCCUAAAUGACUUGGUUCUCAUGUCUUAUGUCUAGGCUCAUACUGUAUAAAAACUGCGAAUCUUUCCAUCUGUCUAAUGAAACUGUUUUAAGACUUAGUGUAUAAUAACUACCUCUGGAAAUGUAGUACAUUUCAUAAAUAUGUGUUUAUGAGUACUUCAUUAGAGAGUCUCCAUGUGAAACCUUUUAUUUAUAAAGAUUUUCCCUGUGAAUGCAGUAAUGCUCUAAUUGCUCCUAAACCAGAAGGUCAUAGCAAGCCUUUCUCACAGGGCUUUUGCUCAUGACUUUCAGGAUACCAUUAUUUUUACAUUCCUUUGAGAUACUUUUAAAAUUGAUAUUGAUAAAGAACAUUCUGAAGGAAACCUUUUAAAUUUUUUUAUUUGAAGAAAGGGGAAAGAAAUGGUACCCAGACCUAACCUGCCCGAGAAUAGACGAGCUGUGGUUAUCUGUGGCCGACUUCCCACGGGCUCUCUUGAUGAUGUUAGUGCCUCAGCCUACUAAUUGCUCUGCAAGAAACUUCUGCGUUUUUGGCAUUCUUAGAAAUUAAGAGAUGUUAGACAAUUUCAUUUAUAAGACUGAGCCAUCUUGAUACUUUUCUCUUCGUGUCAUCCCAUCUGCAUACAUGAAUUUUCAGAGAGCUAUUACCUUCUUAAACAUGAAAACGAGCCAUGUCGAGUGAAAAUCGUGUUAAAUAUAACAAGCACUACUUUUUAAAAUAAAAUAUUUCAGAUUAAACAUUUUAUUGUCCCAGUACAUUAGUUUUAUAACGUACAUUGUAAUCUUAUAACAGUAUUAUUAUACCUGCAUAUAUAGUGACAUUUGUCCCAAAUAAUACAAUUUGUUAGAAAAUUUGCUAACAUCAAAUACUGGGUUUUUAAAACAAUUAGGAAAGCUGUACAUGAUCCUGACAAAAAUUACACCCUAAUGAAUCUAAAAGAAAAUUAAGAUCAUCUGAAAUUUGGCAUCCAGACAGCCAGAGUUAACCUUUAAACCUUCCUUGUUAUGUAAGCCAUAAAUACAAACUCAUAACCAAAUAUCACUUGUAUAUAUUGCACUUCCAUAUGUAAAUGAUAACAAGGGCGUACCUACUAUUUUGUAAGCACUAUUUUUAACCCAGCAACACUUAGUUCCUUUUUUGUUUCUAAGUACCAGCUUUACAAGGUUGUAGGCUACCCUUUCCCUUUAGGUUUUCUCUUUUAUCGCAAAUGAUUUGUUAUGAUAAGGCACCUUUCUUUAACUUCACUGAUAAAAUGCAGUCUUGCAGACCACUAACCAGAAACUGUCUGUUAAACACUGCUCAGUUUAUGCUUUAAGAAAUACUUAAUGCAUGUGAUACUUGGCUCCUCACUGUGUGGGUUGUUGUUCAGAUCGGAGGUUUAAUCCCCCACACUCCCACUGGGACAUUUCAUCUGUCCUUAUCUUUUGAAAGAAAAAAAAAUGACACAGGAGAGCGAAGAAUGGGUUCACUGUAGCUUCUGCUGCAGUUCUGCAGACCCCCAUAGCUCUGUGCUUGCUGCGCGCGCACUUCCUGAAUUGUGUCAUCCGUGGGAGCGAAAGAUAUCAGUGCCCCGAACUAGCACUACGUGAUGCUAGGAGUGCUUUAAAAUGGGUAUGAUUUACAAAGUAAUCUUCCUAAUUGUGUCAUUUCUUUUCUUAAAGAAAAAAUAAUUAGGAAGAAGUUAAAAUCUAAGCAGAGUGGGUAUAUGAAAGGGAAUUUGAGGAGGCUGUGUGCCCCGCUGUGGAGCUGAUUGAAGCCUUCUUGCUGAACAUAGGUUGCUUGUAACAGAAAGUUUUACUCGUUUGUUCAACCACUGUCCUUCUCGUGGGACACAGCUUUAUGCUUUGGAAAGAGUCAAUGUGGUUACUGUUCUUGGGGUGUCAACAGUGCGACUGGGCUUCUGUCCCGCAAUCACCAUUUCCCAGAGUUCUUAGCGCUUCCUGCUUAAUAUCAAUUUCUUCUUCUGUACCAUGGAUUCCUGAGCUGGUCCAUCUUAGGGUGACUUUGACGUGCAUUUGGCAUGUCUGAAACAGUUUUCUUUACUAUUUGGUUUAUGUUCCUGGGUGAAGUAUAAGAUGACUCAGUGUCCACGAAGAAACCAGACUCUGGGGAUUGGCAGCCUCGAGGCUGCAGUCUGCUGUUUAUCCCGGAAUAUGCUACAACAUCAUGUUGAUUAGGAUGGUAGUUAGUUUCAUAACAGCAUGGCAUUUGGAAAGGACAGAACAAUCCCAUUUUCUAGGGAGCAGGGCAUCAAGGUAUUAGAGAGAUCAUGUGGAGAGACGGAAUCCCUGGAUUGGGGUCCUGACUCUGUAACGUAAGCACCUUGGCCAGUCCGUGUGCAUCAUGAGCUUCCACUCCCCCUCUGGGAAGGCGAUGAAGCCUGUCUUGCUUUGGCUCUCAGGGCUGUGGGAAGAUGGAUGAUGGGAUAACGUGCCCAUGAAGGUGCUUUCCACAUCAGGAAGUGCCGUGUGCACAGAACCUAAGGUGGAUCGAGCAGGUAAAGGUCUGGGUCAGGAGUAGUGACCUGAGUACAUGGAGGAAUAUUCUAGUGAUUUACUUUCGAUACUUUUCGAUGGAGAACAUGUUCACAUGUGCCUUCAAAGGGAUAAAAUAUUCAGCAGUUGCAGUGUUUCACUCUAGCGGAGUCUAAAGUCACCGCCAAGAUGUAGCUGGGUCAGCUCAGCACACACUUCUGUCUUUAUUGUGAGAGUUUCCGCCAUUAUCACUCUUUCCAUGUAUUCUUUCAACCCUCCUUUGUUACUGCUGUGUGCGCGACUUACAGUUUUUUGUUUGGAUUCUGAAUUCCAGUUCUGUGGAACAGUGGUGAUAUUUUUCUAUGUGUGAAAUAUUUGUUAUGCACUUAGCCAGAAAGAAAAAGGACAAAAUAAAAAGCACAGAUUUUU